Nicotiana tabacum (common tobacco) is the source of this 1910-nucleotide messenger RNA. RefSeq lists its product as uncharacterized. Gene Ontology annotation, cellular component: cytoplasm. The record is from RefSeq and is a predicted model, not a curated record. NCBI's taxonomy places the organism in Eukaryota, Viridiplantae, Streptophyta, Magnoliopsida, Solanales, Solanaceae.
UCCAUUUACACUAUCCUCUUCUCCAAAGAAAAAAAAAUGGAAAAUCGACUGAAGGAGCUGAGCAUGGAGGAUUCCGACGAAGAACCGCCACUCGCCGUCGAAAUCAACGACGCCGUCAACUCCAGUCAACUGGCGGAAAACCCCGAGCUUCCUCCGGUCGGCGUCACCGUCAUCACCGGUUAUCUUGGUUCUGGAAAAUCCACCUUGAUAAAUUAUAUACUGAAAGAGCAACAUGGGAAGAGAAUAGCAGUGAUACUGAAUGAAUUUGGGGAGGAGAUAGGAGUCGAGAGAGCUAUGAUAAAUGAAGGGGAAGAAGGCGGUCUUGUGGAAGAAUGGGUAGAGCUUGCAAAUGGAUGUAUUUGUUGUACUGUGAAGCAUAGUUUGGUUCAAGCAUUGGAGCAGCUUGUUCAGAGAAAAGAGAGACUUGACCAUAUAUUGCUAGAGACUACUGGUUUGGCAAACCCUGCCCCUCUUGCAUCCGUGCUUUGGUUGGAUGAUCAGCUGGAAUCAGAUGUUAGGCUUGACUCGAUUAUUACUGUUGUAGAUGCAAAAAACCUUCGGUAUCAGCUAAAACCAAAUCCUAACUCCUCUUCAUUUCCUGAAGCUUACUUACAAAUAGCAUUUGCGGAUGUUAUCAUUCUUAACAAGGUUGAUCUAGUUUCUCAAGACGACUCAGGAGCAAUGCUACAGGAACUGGAGAAGGAAAUCCGUGAUAUUAAUUCCCUUGCCAAUAUUAUUCAUUCUGUUCGUUGCCAAAUUGAUUUGUCAAAGAUAUUAAACUGCCAGGCAUAUGAUCCUACUCAUGCUGCUCAUCUGGAAGCAUUGUUGCAAGAGAACAAAUCUCUAACUACUAAAGGCCUUCAUGACAGUGAAGUCAGAACAUUGUGCAUCUGUGAUACGCAGCAGAUUGACCUGGAUAAGGUUCGCACAUGGCUUGAGGAACUCCUUUGGGAUAAAAAGUAUGGCAUGGAUGUUUAUCGUUGCAAGGGAAUUUUAAGAGUCAAAAACUCGGAUCACCUCCACACUUUACAGGUGGUUCUCUUUUCGGUGGAACUUGGAAGUUCGAAUUUUCCUUACGUUUGGUGGAAUAUUAUUUCCAAAGACAUCUCCAUGCAGAUGUGUGUCAUUUACAUUUAAAGUUGCAACUUUAUAUGUUACAUGGAGUUAGCUGCAUGCUGUAAUAUACUGUUGUAGUGGUAAUACAUGUAGCUCCUAAAGCUAUCAGGUGAACCAAAACGUCUGUACCCUUCCUGUUUUCUUUUUCAAAAAUAUCUGCGAGCGUCAUAGAUAGAAAAGAUCAUUUAACUGUUUUAGUCGCUUUUGAUGUAAAUCUCUUGAAAACGAAAAAGAAAAAGAAGUGAAAGGGUUGUUUCCACUUGUAUCCCUAGAGCUUGAGUAAGGUGCUACAUUUCUUAUUUUAGUUUACAGCUUUGGCUCCUAUCAAGCAGCAGAGCUAUUAGCUAGGUCACCUUUUUGGCACUUAUAUAAUACCUUCUCCGAGUGAUGUGGCACUAAUCUAUAUUUCAGUCCACUUUUUCUUUCUCGCCAACUAUGGGUUCUCCUCCACCUUCAUUGUGUUUUUUUGGAGUAGCAGACAAUUCUUCGAUUAGCCUAUAGUGGACCUGCGACCAAAUUGUACCAUAUCUCAUUGAUCCUCUAAUUAUCAGCAUGCUAUCACAAGUUGAUAUAUAAAGAAUUUCUGUUGCCAAGAAUGUCUAUCAACCAUUUUUGUUACUUUUGUUCUUUUACGAGAAAAAGCAAAGCAGGAUAUUUUUGUGUUUUCUGGAACUUAAAAGAAAAUAUUGCAAUAGUAUUUCAGUACAAUCUCAUCCUAUAAUAGCUGUACGACAUCGAUUGUGUCUAUGGUGUUGUGUUCUCUUUCUCCUAACAUACUGACUACCGUAACCUGA